Molecule: messenger RNA, 612 nt
Organism: Acaulospora colombiana
Lineage: Eukaryota; Fungi; Glomeromycota; Glomeromycetes; Diversisporales; Acaulosporaceae
Source: the annotation of a GenBank genome assembly
AUGUCGAAUGUACUCAAUCUGACUUUUGAUUUUUUUCCCGCCGUUUCCAAAUUCGAUAGUAAAACACUCAAAAAAUACAAUAGCAGUCUUUCUGAUGACCGAAAAGCUUGUUACGCCGGCCAUUAUGAAGUCUAUCGGUCAAUCAUUAAUAACGGGUACCGUAACGCUUUGAUUUUAGAAGAUGAUGUAGAUAUCGAACUUAAUAUCACCUCAAUAGUGCAUGGAAUCUAUCCUACUUUACCUCCGAAUUGGGAUCUGCUGUACGUUGGCCAUUGUUGGUUUGAGAACAAAGAGCCCUGUGAUAACAAAACUACUUCUGCGUUUAGACUCUAUUAUUCUAAAAUGCCGGUCUGCACGCAUGCUUAUGCCGUUUCAUUCGCAGCUGCCCAGAGACUAGUAAAGAUGCUUACUUUUUUAACGGAGCCGAUAGAUGUGCAAUUGAUAAAUUGGAUCAAAGCAGGCUUUUUGAAGUCGUUUAGUAUUGAUCCACCGGCUAUUGUACAGCGGCAGGCGAAAGAUGAUCAAACAGAUAUUCCUUCUAGCGGAAAGAGUUUUAAAUUUUAUUUGAAGAAUUCAACCUUGGAUUUUCUCGAUCAUAAAAAAACCAACUAA